Aspergillus uvarum CBS 121591 is the source of this 2111-nucleotide messenger RNA. Its product is annotated as FAD/NAD(P)-binding domain-containing protein. The transcript has 2 exons. The record is from RefSeq and is a predicted model, not a curated record. The coding region runs from base 288 to 1937 and encodes 549 amino acids. NCBI's taxonomy places the organism in Eukaryota, Fungi, Ascomycota, Eurotiomycetes, Eurotiales, Aspergillaceae. Gene Ontology annotation, molecular function: oxidoreductase activity, acting on CH-OH group of donors; flavin adenine dinucleotide binding.
GUUUGAACUGCCCGAAUGUCGGAAAUGGACGGGUUUCGACCCUCGAAGCUAGCUUAACUACGGAACCGGGAUUCAACCUUUCCUUGAGAUGAAGGCUUCCAGAACCGAUUCAACGCAGUGAUGCGGAUCGAGAUGACGGGCCAAGCUCGGAUAGUGAUGGCGAGCGAGCUUCUCGGCAGUAUAGACCUGAAGACCCAUGCGACAAGAGAACUAUAAAUUGAAGUCUUAUACUGCUUGUUCCCCUCUGACUGGACUUCAUCCCUGAAAACAUCUCUCAGGUUGUCGAAAUGCGCUCUGCUAUUGUUGGAGGACUGGUUGCCAUCGGCUCCGCUCUCGGCGUUGCUGGCUCGCCGCAUGCACCCACUGUUGAGAAGGCCAACGCAUAUGACUACAUCGUCGUCGGUGGAGGGCCUGCCGGCAUCAUUACCGCCGAGCGUCUGGCCGAGGCCAACAAGAAAGUUCUCCUGCUGGAGCGAGGCCGCGGUCCGACUGUGGCUACGGGUGCCAAUGACACGCUUGUUUGGAACAAUAACUUGACCCCAGUCGAUGUGCCAGGCCUGUCUGCCGACAUUGGUGCUCUCCCUGAGUGGGAGGAGUACGUUUGUACCGAUACUGCUGGGACUGCAGCCUGUGUUCUCGGUGGCGGUGUCACAGUUAACUACAUGGUCUUCGUGCACCCGCCAGACCAUGACUUUGACGACAAGUGGCCCAAGGGUUGGAAAUGGAACGAUGUCAAGCCUGCGGCCGACAGGCUUUACGAGCGCAACCCUGGAACUAUCCUACCCUCUGCUGAUGGCAAACGCUAUGAUCAAGGCCUAUACACCGUGCUUUCCAACUUUUUCAGCAACAUCGGCUGGAAAGCCGUCAACAUGAUCUCGCAGCCCAACGAGAAGCACCAGGUCUACAGCUACCCUUCCUGGAAUCUUAAGGAUCAGAAGCGUGCCGGCCCGGUCCGCACCUACCUUCCCCUUGCUGAGAAGCAUCAGAACUUCCAGCUUCAGCUUGGCUCCAAGGUGACUCGCGUUCUCCGUUCCGGCAGCAAGGCUACUGGGGUCGAGGUCGAGAACGCCUUCGGCCGUCUGGAAAACAUCACACUAGCCGCCAACGGCAGAGUCGUCCUGUCCGCGGGCGCCCUUUCGACCCCUCGCAUCUUGUUCAACUCGGGUAUCGGACCUCAGUCUCAGAUCGAGACCGCCCAGGAGAGCGGCGUUGUCGUCCCCCCCAAGAGCGACUGGAUCAACCUCCCCGUUGGCGUAGGUCUCAAGGACCACCCCAUCUUCACCAUCGUCGUCAAGACCAACGGCUCUUACGGCCCGCUUGACUGGACGGGUAUCUACAACGGAACUGAUAUCGCCGACAUCAGUCUCUAUGCCAAGGGCAACGGUGUGCUGACCCAAGGAAAGCACCGGCUGAUCUUCUUCUCCUCCAACGUGGUCGAUGGCCGGACCCGCUACUACCAAGGAUCAUGCGCGCCCACUGGCGAAGACGAAGUCACUCUGACGACUUACAUGACCCACGGUCUCACUUCCUCCGGUGUCCUUGGAGUAGAUGCUGAUGGCAACACCGUCUAUGAGCAGACCCCUUGGAUGAACACCGCCGGUGACCGUGCUGCGGCCAAGCUGUUCAUCCAGGGCCUGGUCGACGAUCUGCUUGCUCCCUCCACUGGCUUCCAGCUGGAGGCCAACACCAACGUCUCUUCCAUCCUAGCAAACCCGACUACUGGUAUGCACUAUACGACCACCGCAAAGAUGGGCACGGACGAUGGCCGCCACGGAAACGGUACCUCCGUCGUUGAUACCAACACGAAGGUCUAUGGAAUGGACAACUUGUACAUUGUUGAUGGCAGUAUCCACCCCGACCUUCCUACCGGCAACAUCCAGGCCACCAUCAUGGUCGUGGCCGAGGCUGCUGUGGCCAAGAUCCUGGCUCACCAGUGAGUGUGGGAACAAUCGAAGAUCGAGUCAACCGCGAGACGCCUACCUUUCGAAGGUUCUGACCGACAGUCGAAUGCUUCCUAUAUAGCAUUGUCAACAUAGUCGAUACGAGUAAUGAAACAUAAGAUUAGCAACCUUGCUUUCGAGACUCUCGAUUUAUUGUAACUACUUACAAGG